AUGAGUAUCUCACUUAAACCACAAAACACUAAAGCUGCUGCUACGAAACGUAUUAUGAGAGAUUUAAGAGAUCUUGAUAAAAUUCCUAUACCAGGAUUAGGUGUAUGUUGUCCCGACGAAUCAAAUCCAUUUCUUCUACAUUGUAAUGUAUUAAUCAAUGAUGGACCCUAUCGUGGCAUUAUGAUUCAUCUAGUUCUUCAUAUUCCAGAAGAUUAUCCAUUGACAGGUCCUGCAGGAAAUAUAGCACCUGGUUUAGAAUUUGAUCAGAGUCCGGGCUAUACAUUAUCAACUGCACUUCUUCAAAUUGUUACGUUUUUUGCUGAUCCUGAUCUGUAUCGUGAACCAACUUCUGAGAGUAUUGAUCAUCUGCGAAUGAUGGUAAAAGAAUUUCAUUGUCGAACAUGUGGCCAUUCAUAUAAAAAACCAAAUCCUGAAAUUAUUGAUUAUUCCACAACAGUAACCAGUCAAGAUAUCGACAAAAUUUCAGAAAUAGACGAAGAAAAACUUAAAAUCGAACGUCUACGUGAACUUAAAGAAAAACUUACUUGUGGUAUAACCAAACAAAAUUUCAUAGAUGAUCCUAUUUGUCUUGGUUAUCCACUAUUAGUUAAGCGAGAUAAUUAUGGACGAUUAUGGCCAGAAACUAUUCUAGAACUUAUAUCAUAUGAUGCUUAUGUUGCAGAAAUACAAAAAUCAGGUGAAAAUAAAUUAGAUUAUUAUGAACAUUUAACAUUUCGUUCUGUAACUGGAAAAGAUUAUAAUCAUUGGUUACCAAUAUUUAUUAAUGAAGAACAUUUUCGAAAAGGACAAACAAUUAUUCAAAAUAGUAUUAGUGUUAUAUAUAAUGGUACUGCAUUAGGUAGUGCUAGAUAUGAUUUUAAACCAAUUAUGGCAUUGAAUGUCUUAACAACAUUAAUGAAUAAAUCUAGUGUACAAUUAUUUAAUGGACAAAUGUUUGAAUCAAAACAUGCAAUCGAAGCUUAUUGUCAUUUUCUACGUUUAUUAAUGCAUUUUAUUGAUAUUUAUCCUGAAUUAGAUCGUCAUAUUAAUGAAACUAUUGAAAAUUUUUCUAAAGAUAUUCGAAAUCGAAAUAAAAAGGUUGUAUCUGAUAUUGGUGAAUUUUUAAUCAAAGUUGCAUUAUCAAAGAACUAUCGGUUUGAUCAAAUUAAAAAAUAUAUUUAUGAAGAAUAUUUUGCUCGACAAAUUUAUUGGAUUCAAAGAAAAAAUAUAAUUCAUAAUUUACUUGAUAUAAAAAUCAAUGAUUUAUCCAAUAUAUUUGAAGCUGUAAAAGUAUCAAAUCAUUUAUUAGUAUUCAAUUUAGAAAUGGCAGAAACAUUUAUUUUUUCUGGUGUUAAAGAACGAUUAGAUCAAGCAUUUGGAUAUCCACCUGAUGCAGUCGUUGAAAAAUUUCAACAACGUCUUAAAGCUAUAAAGUCAAUUGAUCGAUACAGUCAAUUUGUUCAAGCAAUACGAAUGAGUGAUGUAAUUAAAACACCCGAUGAUAUGAUUAAUUUAAUAACAACUUCGAUAAAAGUAUCAGAUCAACAAGGUUAUACAAGAAUACAACCAAGUUCUGAUGGACAAUAUAGACGAUUCAAUCGAACAACACGUUAUGAUCAACAAUCAAAAUAUACGAAUAAAUAG
This is a messenger RNA of Rotaria sp. Silwood2, 1644 nucleotides long. Lineage: Eukaryota; Metazoa; Rotifera; Eurotatoria; Philodinida; Philodinidae. The record is from the annotation of a GenBank genome assembly.